Messenger RNA from Pocillopora verrucosa, 2726 nucleotides. RefSeq names its product interferon-inducible GTPase 5-like. Lineage: Eukaryota; Metazoa; Cnidaria; Anthozoa; Scleractinia; Pocilloporidae. Gene Ontology annotation, cellular component: membrane. Gene Ontology annotation, molecular function: GTP binding. The record is from RefSeq and is a predicted model, not a curated record.
UCCUAUCUACGAUGGUGAUCUGGAGGAAUACUGCAAAAAUGUGCCUUUGGAUGAGUACGAUACCUAUCUGAUCUUUGCCAAAGAUCGACUCACCGCUGACGACUUGAAACUUGCAGAGAGGAUUCGAUCAACUGACUUUGAACCUUUGGACAGCAACCAAAGACGUUAUCAGUGGCACAUCGACUUGUUCCUCCUGUUGAGAUCUGUGAACAAAAAAUAAUAUCGCUUUGUUUUAAACAUGGAUGAUUUUAAAAGCUGGGGGAUGCUCCGCGCUGAAGAGCUUCGGGAUUACGUGGAGCAAAAUGGAGUUUCCAGAGUUGCCGAAUACGUUACGAGCAAACUUGACGCUUGGAAGAACGUCGUAAUACAAUUUGCAGUAUGUGGUGUUUCAGGAGCUGGAAAAUCUACCUUUAUUAACCGCAUACGAGGACUGGAAGACUUUGAUACUGAUGCAGCAGAAGUCGAUGUCACUGAGUGCACUAAAGAGCCGAAAUGCUACGAUCAUCCCAGCAACCCCAAAAUUAAGUUUUGGGACUUACCAGGGAUAACGAAUCCAUUCUACAAAGGAGAUCUGGAGGAAUACUGCAAAAAUGUGCCAUUGGAUGAGUACGAUACCUAUCUGAUCUUUGCCAAAGAUCGACUCACCGCUGACGACUUGAAACUUGCAGAGAGGAUUCGAUCAACUGGUAAGAAGUUUUUCUUCAUUCGGGCAAGAAUUGAUCAAGAUGUUGAAAAUGCGAAGAGAAGCAGAAAACAUUUAUUUGAUAAAGAUGCCACCCUGAAUAAGAUACGAAAGAACAUUUCGCAAAAUUUGAUUGAAGGAGGCCUGCUCAACGAUGAGAAAGAAAUUUUCUUGAUAAGCAACCACUUUCCUACCAAGUAUCAAUUUGAUGAGCUGACCCAAGCAAUUUUAGCCAUAUUACCGCAACGACAACGUGAGAGUCUCAUUCUGACCAUUGAUAAUGCCUUAAUUUUGUCAAAAAAUACCCUGAAGGAGAAGGUUAAAGUUCUUAAAGAGCGCAUCAAGUUUGUUGCUACCGCAUCUGCUUUCGCUGCAACUGUUCCAAUUCCCGGGGUAUCCAUUUCGGCCGAUAUCGCGAUGAUACAAAGUGAAAUAAACUUUUACAUAAGCCAGCUUGGUCUCUCACAAGAAGGUUCAAACAGAUUUUCCUUGCUGGUUUCCAACACCCAAACUCAAAUAAAGGCAUUGAGUGCAGUGCUUGGCAGUACCAUGCAAAUUAGCGGGCUUCUUGCAGCCUACGCUACCGAAAGUGUCGUCAAGGAAUUCUCACGCUACAUUCCGGUAAUUGGCACAGCUAUAGGUAGUUCCUUGUCGUUCGGCGCAACAUACUACCUACUAACGAAAUGGUUAGGAGAAAUGGAAGAAAUCGCACUUAAAGCGUUGGAGGAAACAUUGGAAAACGUUCGAUCCCAUUAACUUUGAUGUAUGAUAUGUACCACGUUUUUCUUUUCUGUGCACCAAGCACAGGCCGAAGGCUCAGUGGAAAUCGACUAACUUUGAGUGAACUUACCUUAGUGAUGUUUUUCCUUAUGUAAGAAAAAAUUUUUUAUCACAGAUAUUCAAUAGUAACUCAAUAUUAGAAAUAAAUAGGUAUGCUUAGAAGUACUUCAGUCUUUUUUAACCGGCUUGGAAGCUGACCACAAAGCUGAAUUUUUUCCCCAAUAGUACAUGCACUCAUUAGCUUCUUUGGGGUCUCAUAAAAUCCAACAAUGAAAUGCUUGACUGCAAAAUAUAUUAUGUCAGAGGGUAAAACUUCAAUUUUACCCGUUAAUAUUGAGCGACGACGUUUGACUGCCGUUGCUCGUACACAGAGUGGAACUAAGGUUGACGUGAAAUUUUAGCGUUGUAAUAUUUUACGCUUCCAGGGGCUUACACAAAAUUUGCAAAGAAUGUUUUGAAUAAUAUGCCAUUUGCAUCCUCUAAUAUUUUAGUCUGAGAACGAUUAAUUCAAAGGGGAAAAAAGGAAAAUAACUCGUCUUUUUGUGGUAUUUGAACGAAUCGAAGAGUUAGUUUAUCGGGUUACAUACAGUGACACGGUUAUGUCAUUGUAGUAAUUCCCACAUUGGUUCACAGUCAAAGGAUCUGUAAUCGUCUGUAGGAAUAUCAUAAAGGAUACCUCCAUUCUGAAAACAGUUUAAACGUAUUAGGAAAGUAGCAGUCAAUCAUUUUCAAUCCCUUUCUCUCACUGGAGAAUAAAUUGACUGAAGAAUUAAAAUUAGCAAAACUGUUGCUUGAAAUGAUUAGCACAUUUUCAAGCAACACAGAAUUAAAACGAAUUUGUUCAUGGAUAGUGCAUUGUCGGUUUCGUGUGAUGUUAGUUUUGUUACUAGAAGUGAAAGAAGCCUAUGAAGUAUUAUGUUAUGUAAGAAAUUUGUAAGACAAAAAUUAGUUGUUUAGAUCAUGUCCAUUCGAAUUUUGUGACUUCAAGUACAAGUGGAAGUAUUGCGGUAGAAAUUGCUGAUCACUUGCCUGUCUUUAGCCUCGUGUACAAGCCAAAGUAUAGCCCCAUUCCUGACACAAUUAAAGUUAGAGAUUUUAAAAAAUUUGACAAGAUUUCUAUACGUUAAGAAACGCGAACUGGCUGCCCUUAUAUAAUAGUAGUGAUGCAAAUGAAAGUUUGUCGAGAUUCCUUCACAUUUUUAACAGAAUUAACAAUGAGCAUGCACCUUUGAAAAUGAUCAAAAUUAAAAACAAGUCAAAUAAA